AUGGGAACUGGGGUAGGAGGUAUGGAAGGUGCAGCCCCCCAUGGUUAUGUACGGGUUGGCGACAUUCUGGCUUCUGGGCUGGGCAAGCGUGGCCGUCAUGGUGGUGGGCAAGGGCUGUUCAUUGCGGUGGGCAAGGGCCGUUCAUUGCCCUUGGGGGUAGAGGAAGAUGGACGAGGUGCCAAGUGCAUGGAUGCAUGCGUGAUGGAGGGGGGGACCCCGGCAGAGCGUCUGCACAAACGAGUGGGCCCACCAUGGAGGGGUCCAGGAGGUACCUCGCGCACAGUGUCCCUGUUGGCGUUCCCUUGGCUGGCUCUGCCGCUGCCGCUCAGAGCUACUGUGGCUGCCUUACAGUAG
Messenger RNA from Verticillium dahliae VdLs.17, 354 nucleotides. RefSeq lists its product as uncharacterized. The coding region runs from base 1 to 354 and encodes 117 amino acids. The transcript has 2 exons. Lineage: Eukaryota; Fungi; Ascomycota; Sordariomycetes; Glomerellales; Plectosphaerellaceae. The record is from RefSeq and is a predicted model, not a curated record.